UGGUGAUAGGUGAAGGUUGUUGCAUCGGCCGUAUUAGAAGCCAGAGCUGGGCUAGGUCAGCUCCUUGCAGCUGCGGGCGGCUGAGCGAGCACGUGAAGCGGAGACCCCGGGAGCGCCCGCCAAGGAGGGAGGAUGGUAAACGUGUCAGCAGUGUGGCUGUUAGCCCUCUUCUUGCAGGCAGCGUGCUCGCAAACUACAAAUGUAAACCUUCCUCCUGAAGACCUGGACUCAUCUGGUGAUGAUGAUGAUGAUACUUUCUCUGGCUCUGGUUCUGGUCCCUUGACCAACCAUUCUGUGGCUGCCUGGAAUAUCCCCUUAGAACAUGCAAAUUCUUCAUCAAGGUCAACAAUGUCUACCGGAGCAACUGUUCACCAACCUGCAGUUGAUGGCACGGAAAAUCCAUCUGAAAAGGAAAUGGUAUCAUCAUCCCCCACUAGUGAUGUGGUGCCAGAUGAGGCUGUCUUUUCACUUAAGGAUGAAACUCACGAACUGGGCUCGGCUGUAGAGAAACCUACAACAAAUGAGGCAGUCAUAACAAGAAGUCCAACUACUCACAGUCUUACUGUCAGAGUAACCACUACACAAGCGUCAAGCACAGUCCAUGUAAUGGAACCUAGUAUCCAUAGUUCUAGUUCCUCUGGUGUCUCUAAAGAAACACUUGAUCCCAGCUUCACCACUAUUAGUGAGGAAGAUGCUCACUCUCCAACUACAACAAUUCUAACCAGGGGUAUAUACCCUAUAGAUGAUAGGGAAACUCCAUCUCCUGAAGAAGGCUCCGGGGAUCAGGGAGACUUUAUCUUUAGUGAAGAACGAACAAUACCAUCAGAAUCUGAACUGGCUGACUCUUCAAGAGAUGCUGAAGCUGCUGGAACUUCCCAGGGGUUAAUGGACAGGAAAGAAGUUCUAGGAGGUGUCAUUGCUGGAGGACUAGUAGGCCUGCUGUUUGCGGUAUUCCUAGUGGGAUUUAUGCUGUACAGAAUGAAGAAAAAAGAUGAAGGCAGCUAUUCAUUGGAUGAACCAAAACAAUCAAAUGGAGGAUACCAAAAACCACAGAAACAAGAAGAAUUCUAUGCAUAAACACAAGUCUUCAGAACACUUCCCCCUCUUUCUUGAACUCUUCUGUCCCUGCAUACAACCUGCUUGUGGUUUUUGUGCAUUAAACUCAAGCCGUACAAUCAUCAGAUAUAACCCUUGCCACUGGAAACUAACUAUAAAUUACAUCUGGAUUCCUGGAACCUAACCAGCUUUGUUGCACAAAUAUAGAUUCCACUUUUUUUAAAAAAAAGUGGAACAUGGGACUGCAAGCCACUAAACUUGCUUUGGCUUAUCUAAAGACUCCUGGGAGGGAAGGAGAUGAGGGAGAGCUGGAAUGUAUGUAUAUAAUUGACCUUUAGGAGAACAGCAAGAAUUAACACGAACAAGGCUUAAAUUAUCCAUGCUAAAGAUCCUUGUUAAACUCAUGGCCUCCACUGUGCGUAUCAUGUAUUAGAAAGUCUCUACUGCAUUUGACAAAGACCAACAGCUGGUAGCUCAUGGUUCUGGCACUCUUUCUAGUUGCCAUGAUCAUAGCACUUAAUAGUGGCCAUAAGAUGUCAACUGGAAAAAGGAGUGAAGGGGCAAGGCAAACAAGUAUUUGAUCACUGGGUUUGGGAUUUUUGUAACAGUUGGAUGAAUGUACUAUUAAAAUUAACCUAGAAUUUAAAUAGAUUGCUCCUUUGAGGUUAAACCAAGAAAUAUGACUUUUGGGAACAAACCAUAUCUAAACAAGGCACGUAAGUGCCAAGUCUAGUCUUACUGGCUCAAAUAUGAUGAAGUCAUUAUGAGAGAGACCUUACUGUGUUCUACACCAGUGUGGUACUCCGAUGGGCAACUGGUGCCAUAUCCUAGCUAUCUACCUCUCUGCAUUGUCAGUUUGUAGUGGUGACUUUGAACUAGGUCUGCCAUGAGUGCCAUCAUACCUUGUGUACUGUACAUGGCCCAUCAGGUACAAAAGACAGAGCAAACCAAGCAUCUCUGGCUUCUUGUACUGCCAGACCAGGGAGCAGAGAAGCAUAUUAACUAAACUGAUCCUUUCUUGCACCUUAGAAUGGUUGUGGUGUUGAUAGGCUCACACUAAUAUCUACUAUAUAAGUGCCUAGCUCUUUAACUUCUGACAUAAUUGGGUCUGAAUAUUAAUGUCUUCAGUUUUAGUGUAGAGUGGGUUUUAGCAAUGGAUAAUUGUCAUCGCCACAGCAUCACCCAGCUAGCCUAUGGUGCCAAGUCAUGAGUUGUUUACUGAUUAGAAUGGGCCUAAGAACAGGAACACUUCCCAAAAGUCUCUUGUUUGGAUGAAAGUACAGUUUUGUGAAUGGGUUUUUCAAAUAAAAUAGUCUUUAAUGUAAUAUACUAAGAGUAGAUGCAUUCAGUUGUAGCUUGUACAAUAUCAUUAACUUCAGUGUAUCUUACACAACAAAUUUAUAGGAACUUUGUUUGAAGGAAAUCUCAGUUUCAACACAGACCUUGCCUCUGCUUUGCCAGAUAGGGGUUUUUUGUUAGCCUGUUUCAAAUUGAUAACUUUUUCUGCUCAUAGUGAAGGUAUAGGGGAAGGAGAGUGUUUACGAUGUAAAUAUUUAUAUUGCCGAGCCAGAGGAAGUGAUCCAAGAACUCUUGCUGACCGAGGCAUGUGUUGCAUAUUCAAUUCAGUUUUUUAAUAACUUAAAUGAAUUGUAGAAGGUCCUUCCUGAAUUGCUAAUUGAGUAAAUUGGUGCCUUCUCAAUUUCUCAACAAAACCAAGAAAAUACUUGCUUCAUUCCAUCUCUGAACAAGAGAUUGCCUUGAUGUAGAAUGUAGCUGUAUGUUAACAUUCUUAAAGACAAAACUGAGAUGUCCAUUAUUGCCUUUAUUUUUACACUGAAUUUUUAUAAAUUAAUGCAACAGCCAGAUGGUGUUAAUUAUAACUGUAAUUCUUUGCUUUGUAUAGGAAUGUAGAAAUGCUGGUAAUAGGCUUUUCUAUGAGAAUUCUUCUCAUAAACCACAGGAAACUAUUUUUAAAAAAGGGGUAACUUCAGUUGUACUGCCAACCUUUCUACAGGCCAAGAAUAACUCUGUAUAUUUUGGUAAUCUAAAUGGAUAGCUGGAGUUAUUGACAUACAGAAAGUUUUUUGUAUUUAAGUGGUACAAAUUUAAUUUUAAUGGAAUAUACUUCAGUUGGUUAUCUGUACACAUGCAAUAAAUGGCAUUUUGGC
Messenger RNA from Caretta caretta (loggerhead turtle), 3224 nucleotides. It is a transcript of the gene SDC1, whose product is annotated as syndecan 1. The record is from RefSeq and is a predicted model, not a curated record. Gene Ontology annotation, cellular component: cell surface; membrane. Gene Ontology annotation, biological process: cell migration. NCBI's taxonomy places the organism in Eukaryota, Metazoa, Chordata, Testudines, Cheloniidae.